AUGCGCCCUAGGGAUGUUUGUGAGGAUGAAAUUUGUCACAAAGGUUACGUAUCAUCUUCAUUUGAUCUCGGUUUAUUCAAUUGUCAACCUUUGGUUACCGAAGAGAUUUAUUCUUCAACUAACGGAACACCAUCCUAUGCUGGCGGCGAAGAGCUCUGGGUGGUUAUGGAGUACUUGGAUGGUGGCUCAUUGACGGAUGUCGUUACUGAGACUUGCAUGGAAGAGGGCCACAUAUCUGCUGUCUGUCGAGAAAUUUUGCGUGCCCUUGAAUUCCUGCAUUCUAAUCAUGUGAUCCAUCGAGAUAUCAAGUCAGACAAUAUCCUUUUGGGAAUGGAUGGUUCCGUAAAAUUGACUGACUUCGGCUUCUGUGCUCAACUCAGCCAGGACAAAACGAAGCGGUCUACGAUGGUCGGUACGCCUUACUGGAUGGCUCCGGAAGUCGUUUCUCGAAAGGCCUAUUGUCCAAAAGUGGAUAUUUGGUCAUUAGGUAUCAUGGCCAUUGAAAUGGUGGAUGGAGAGCCACCUUAUCUGAAUGAGAAUCCCCUAAGAGCUCUUUAUUUGAUCGCAACUAAUGGCAAACCAGAGAUUAAAGAGCGUGAUCGCCUUACCUCGAUAUUUCUUGAUUUCAUUGACCGUUGCCUUGAGGUUGACAUCGAAAAGCGCGCUACAGCUCUUGAACUCCUUCAGGUAGGCAAAAACCCUGUUUUUAUUCUCAUGGAAUAG
Protopolystoma xenopodis is the source of this 723-nucleotide messenger RNA. The record is from the annotation of a GenBank genome assembly. NCBI's taxonomy places the organism in Eukaryota, Metazoa, Platyhelminthes, Monogenea, Polystomatidea, Polystomatidae.